AUGGACGAGGUGCGAUACGAUCGUCAACUUCGACUUUGGGGUGAAGAAGGUCAAAGCUCCAUUGCACGAACAUCAGUAUGCGUCCUAGGCUCCUCUGCGUUAGGUACGGAGAUCUUGAAAAAUCUUGUUUUGGCUGGUGUUCACUCUGUUUGUGUUGUCGAUAGUGCCUUUGUACAGACACCAGAUCUUGGACAGAAUUUCUUUUUAAAAGAAUCGGAUAUUGGUCGGGCAAGGGCUGAUGCUACGAUUGAAUAUUUGAAGGAACUGAAUCCGUCUGUUAUGGGAGAUUCACUGCUUUUAUCUCCUCUUAAUUUAUCAGACGAGGAUUUAACGUUGUUGUUGCAAUUCCAUGUUAUUGUUGGAACAAAUCUAUCGGAAGAAGUGGCGGCGAAAAUUUCAGCUUUUUUGUUUCCCCGAGGUGUACCUUUUAUAUCGGCAAGAGCUUACGGUCUCCUCGGUUACAUUCGUAUCUUUGUUCAAGAACACACCAUAGCGAAUAACCAUGAAGAGAACGGGCUUCCCGACUUACGCAUUGAUAAGCCAUUUCCCAAGCUGUUAGAAAUGGCUGCAAACACGGAUCUGAACUCGAUGACACUUGAAGAACUACGGCACACACCUUACAUAUUACUGUAUCUAAUAGCCCUACAAUAUUAUCGAAAAGAAAUUGGAGAUGACCAAGCAUUUCCUGAUAAUUACACAAAGAGGAAACAUUUCCUCGAAAUUCUUCUGAAAAUGCGACGAGAAGGCGAGUCUGGAUCGUUGGAUGCAGAGAAUUUCCUUGAGGCUAAGACGGCUCUAGCAAGAUCUCUUCAAAAGACGGAGGUCCCACGCCAUGUGGCAGAGAUUCUUGCUGAUCCCAAUGUCGAAGACACGUCACGUUGUGUGCAGCCGUUCUGGCUGAUUUGUGCCGGACUAAAACGUUUUGUGAAUGAACAUGGUGUGCUGCCUCUUAGUGGAGUGUUACCGGAUAUGACGAGUGACAGUAAGAGGUAUUCUCAUCUAGCUUCAAUUUUCCACGAAAAAGCUCUUUCUGAUGCGGCGGAGGUUUACGAACACACAAGAAGAAUAGAACAAGAAAGAGGAAGUGCAGCGACAAUCACCGAAGAUCUUUGCUAUAGAUUCUGCAAAAAUGCACGUGGAAUCCGAUUACAACGCGGUAGUGAGAAAGAUUCAGUGGUAAUGUUCCAGGAAUUGCUCAAUAAUAUAUCAUCAGUGGAAGAAGAAAAUGUAUCUGCCGCAGUGUGGUUCCUUUUGCUUCGCGCUGCGGAUAAGUUCUGCCGUGAAAAAGGAAGGUAUCCUGGCACAAAUGGCGUUCCAUGCACUAUCGAUUCACUUGAUCUAAAGCAACGCGUUGUUUCUAUAAUUUCAUCUUCACAUGUUGAUAAUCCAGAAGCUGUGAUGGCUCGAGUUCCACCAAGUGCUAUAGCUGAAAUCUGUCGAUACGGAGCCGGCGAGCUCCACGUUGUUGCCAGCUUAAUUGGAGGAAUUGUUGCUCAAGAAGUGAUUAAGUUGGCUACAAAUCAAUAUGUACCUCUCGAUAACACUUUCAUCUACGACGGACACACACAACAAAGCUCAGUGUUUAGAAUGUGA
Necator americanus (New World hookworm) is the source of this 1593-nucleotide messenger RNA. RefSeq lists its product as uncharacterized. Gene Ontology annotation, cellular component: cytoplasm. Lineage: Eukaryota; Metazoa; Nematoda; Chromadorea; Rhabditida; Ancylostomatidae. The record is from RefSeq and is a predicted model, not a curated record. Gene Ontology annotation, biological process: protein neddylation. Bases 1 to 1593 code for a protein of 530 amino acids. Gene Ontology annotation, molecular function: NEDD8 activating enzyme activity. The transcript has 13 exons.